AUGCAGAAAAAGCAUGAGGAACAAAAGGCAAGGCGCCGUAAAAAUGUGUAUGAUCACCAUAUGUCGCGUAAGGGAUACGCGGGAUUGAGAGAAGAGCUGUCUAAAAUCGAGCCGGAGAAGGAAAUCGAUAGAGCAACACUUUGGGUCAAAGCACGCCAAACCAAACAAGGAACUUUUAAACAUGAUGUGAUUAAAGAAACUGCUGAAAAAAUUGAGACACUGAAACGCAAGGAACGUGACGGUGAGCUAACCGUAAAUGGAAGUAACGAUGUGCUGACAUUAGCUUUGGGGACUCCGGAGCACACGGGAAGAGUUAGAGGCAUAGGGGGUUAUGUGUGUAACCCAAAUGGAUACUUCAACCUUCCAAAACGCAGAAAGGAGAGCGUUAAUGAGUCAAUGAGACAAAGUGUGAGGAAGAUACUUGAAGAAGAGAAACAGAAAUUGGAGGAUGAGUUGAGGGAGAAGAUAUAUGCUGAAGAGAGGGAAGAGAUAGCGGCCGAGGAGAGGGAAAAGAUAGCGGCCGAGGAGAGGGAAAAGAUAGGGGCUGAAGAGAGGGAAAAGAUAGCAGCUGAAGAAAGGGAAAAGAUAAUGGCAACUGAAAGGGCAAUCUUACUUUCUAGGAUUGAACAAUUGGAAGCAAGAGUUGAUGUAAGGAGCCAUGAGGCAGUUACCACUGUUGGAGUAGGAAAAGUUGUGGGCAAUGACCACACAUCUGGCCAAGCAAGUUGUUCACAUGCAAAAGAUUCAUGUCUUAAGGCUCCUGACAAACAAGACAAUGUUGUAGAAGAUGGCGCAAGGAAGAAGACUUCAAAGGUCAAGGAGUCGAACAUUGAUUUUGAAGCAGCAAUUGAAGAAGUUACCCAUGAAGAUAAUGCCGGGAAGAAUCAAUUGCAUAUUGAUAGGGUGAUAAAUGAUAAAGAGGAAAUAGAAUCGGUGGAUUUGACCUUGCUUGAUCAAAGAACAAAGGUAAAUCCUACUGAGAAGAAAUGCAAGUUAGCAUUGGGUUCAACUGACCAUAUUGUUGCUCUUGCUACGGUUAUCACAAGCGAUGGUCCAUUAGAAGUUUGUCAUGGGACUCCAUUGGGAGAUGACAGAUUACGUGUUUCUGUUUAUGCUGCUUUGGAGGAAAAGGCUGUGAUUCCAUUUGUUGUGGAAGAUGAGAUAACAACAGUAAAGCAAGCGAUGGGGAGCUGGGUAAUGUGGCCAAAAAAACUGAUCAUAUUUGAUGAAAAGAAAAAAACAAGUGGUAAAGCAAGUAGGAAGCAGAAAAGGAAUCAUUUUGCGGAAGAUGUAGAAGAAGAGUUUGACUUGCAGUCACUCGAAUCAAGCUUGCCAGCCGCAUUGCAGAAGUUAUAUGAGUGGGGAAAAGAAGGAUUCAAAGAUCGGAAAGCUGUUUGCUUUUAUAAAGAAGAGCCCGUAUUCGGUAUUAAUGCUAAGAGCUAUCUACUUGGCUUGGAUGUUAAAAGGCUUGCAAACAUGGCGGAAGUAACAGGAACCAUCAUAGUGCUGUACAUGAGGUACUUAUAUGAUAUGCUAAAAAAGUCCAAAAUGGUAGACAUGGUUGGUUUCGUUGACCCAGCCUUGACUGGUGAGAUAGGGUGUGGGAGUGCAACAACGAGGUCCCGAAGUAUAAAAGAUCGCCUCAUAAGUGCUUCUCCAAACCAGAUUUUCUUAGUGCCUUACAAUGCAUCUGCUCAUUGGGUAUUAACUGUGAUCGAUCCGGACAAUGACACUGUCUAUUUCAUGGAUCCAUUAAAAAGACGCCUUGGAGGUAACGGAGAAUGGAAAGAUAUUGUUGACACUGCCAUAUCAAUGUUUAGAGCGGACCGCAACAAGAAAGGACGAGGUUUUCCUCAAUGGAAGAACAUGGCAGGUAUUCCAUCACAGCCAAAUGACAAACAGUGUGGCUAUUUUGUGAUGAGAUAUAUGAGGGACAUCAUACAUGAUACAAACUUGGGUUUUGCAGAAAAGUGGGGUAGGAGAGCUAACCAUGUUUAUAGUCAAGUGGAAAUUGAUGAAGUCCGUAAUGAGCUCGCAAGUUAUGUGUUGAAGAACAUCCUGAAGUUGUAAAGUCUGCAGUUGCUCAUGGCCUACGCCCUCUAAUGUGAAAUAGGCAAGAAAUGUGUUUUUGUGGUCUGAAGUGAUGAUUUAAAGUACAUUUCUUCACUUAUUUUGCCAUUGGAGUAGCAUAUAUAG
Molecule: messenger RNA, 2196 nt
Organism: Rosa chinensis
Lineage: Eukaryota; Viridiplantae; Streptophyta; Magnoliopsida; Rosales; Rosaceae
Exons: 11
Coding region: 1-2070 (689 amino acids)
Biological process (GO): proteolysis
Molecular function (GO): cysteine-type peptidase activity
Source: RefSeq, a predicted model, not a curated record